UAGGGCGGUGAUAUGGGCUGAUAAAGCGAUAAUGACUUGCUCAGAAUAGUGUAACGUUACUACUCUAAGAGCCAAAGAUUCGGAGGAAAACACUAAACCGAAGCGUUUCGUUUUACUUUUGCGCAACACUAACGUUACACAGUUCUUACGGCUGCAGACGCUUAAGACGUGGACUUUGCCCGACAUGCGGGGUGGACAUAAAACCCCCAUUAUUUAUGUAGGCUACAAAGGAUUUGUAAAUCAAAUAUUUUAAAUGUUGGAACGAACUAUUGAAAACAUGAGUGAACCGAGGAGAAACGCUAUCCGGAGGAAAUCAAAACCGAAGCAGACAGCAGGUUCAUCGGCGGAGGAAUGCCCGGGAUCCUCAGAUAAAGCUGGUAACCCCAGCUGCUUUCCCUCCAAACAAUCUGAGGAAGAGGAGCCUUGUGUUGGGGUGAAGAUCGCUCAGAACAAAGCCGUUGGUAGCCACAGUCCUGAUGAGCAAGGUCUUCACAAUGAGAAGCUGAGCCGUGGAUGCAGAUUCAGCAAUAAGAGCCUUACUGGAGUAAAUGGAAGAGUUUCAGGUCGACGGCCACCACUGCAUCCCAAACCACAAGUGCCUCCUAAGCCAGAACACCUUCAGAGUCCGGUGACAGAAAUCUCCUUUCCUCUGACUGCUGGAACAUCACCCAUCACUCCCAACAUGGAUGGAGGAGGAGUAGGAGGAGCAAAAGGGAAGGGCGUAGUGUCCAACCUCAUCAGUCGCUUUGAGGCGAACAGUCACACAGACAUUCGGAGGGAGGGCACUCCUCUGAAACAGGUCAGCAGAUCUCCUAACUGCAGCCCGGCUCACAAAAACUACCAGAGACAGACGGAGCAGCCCACAGACCCCGGCUCUCCUGCGAACACCCCUCGCCAUGCUCUCAAACCCCCCAAUGGGGUUCUAGCCCAACAAAGAGAACAGGACAGAAACCGGGAGAUGGACGGAAUCACGCACGGCACUGUUUCAGCCAUGAGGACAGACAGGAAGGGACUGCUGAACGGAGAUGCCGUCGAUGCGGCUAAGAGGGAAAUUACGGACGAGGACUGUGUAGAUCCACCUCACACUCACACAGAACGGGCAGAAGAGGAGGAGAGGAGAGCGCCGGAACAGAAUGACGUUGUGAUGAACAGCGUCCCAGAGCCGAAGGAAACAAAUGAGCAGAAGCUCUACAAGAUCGCAAACGAACUUCUGCAGACAGAGAAGGCUUAUGUUGCACGACUCAACUUAUUAGAUAAGGUGUUUUAUGCCAAGCUGUUAGAAGAAGGAAAAAAAGACACGUUCCCCAUGGAUGUGGUGAAAAACAUCUUUUCCAACAUCUCUUCCAUUAAUACCUUCCACAGCCAGUUCCUUCUGCCUGACCUGGAAAAACGCAUGGGAGAAUGGACGUCGACGCCUCGCAUUGGGGACAUCCUACAGAAACUCACUCCCUUUCUGAAGAUGUACGCUGAGUAUGUGAAGAACUUUGAUAAUGCCAUGGAUCUGCUGAAGCAAUGGAUGGACCGAUCGCCGCCAUUUAAAGCCAUCAUUCUGGAAAUCCAGAGUCAAGAAGCGUGUGGAAGUCUGUCGCUGCAGCACCACAUGUUGGAGCCCGUUCAGAGAGUGCCACGAUACGAGAUGCUGCUCAAAGACUAUCUGAAGAAACUUCCUCACGAUCACAUAGACCGGCAGGACGCUGAGAAGUCUUUAGAGAUCAUUUCCAUGGCUGCCACUCAUUCCAACACUGCCAUUAGAAAAACAGAAAACCUUAAGAAAUUGCUGGAGAUUUAUGAGAUGCUGGGGGAGGAAGAGGACGUUGUGAACCCUUCAAAUGAGUUAAUAAAAGAGGGUCAUAUUCUGAAGCUGGCAGCAAGAAACACUUCAGCCAUGGACCGAUAUCUCUUUCUAUUCAACAAUAUGCUGCUGUACUGUGUUCCAAAGUUCAGCUUGGUGGGACAGAAGUUUACGGUUCGCACACGUAUCGGCAUUGAUGGCAUGAAGGUGAUGGAGACGUACAAUGAUGAUUAUCCUCACACCUUUCAGGUUUCUGGAAAGGAACGGACACUGGAGCUGCAGGCCAGCUCUGAACAGGAUAAAGAAAGCUGGAUAAAGGCGUUCCAGGAAACGAUACACAUCUAUCUUCAGAAAAAUGAGACCUUUAAGUCAGCAUUCAAAGAUGUGGAGGAAGUAACGGAUCUCAAGAUAUCAGAACUGGGUAAAAGAGCUCCUCGCUGGAUCCGAGACAAUGAGGUGACCAUGUGCAUGAGAUGCAAAGAGGCCUUUAAUGCCUUGACGCGCAGGAGACAUCACUGUCGGGCCUGUGGAUAUGUGGUCUGUGGGAAGUGCUCAGACUACAAAGCCCCUCUGGAAUAUGAUGGGAAUAAGAUAAACAAGGUGUGCAAAGACUGUAACUCCAUCCUGACAGGCCACAUAGACAGCGAGGAGAGGGAGGGCAAGAAGAAGGGAAUUCUAGAGAUUGAAGCCGCUCAGUUCUCGGGCAACAGUAUCAUGUGUGGCUUCCUGCAGUACUGCGAGAAGAACAAGCCCUGGCAGAAAGUCUGGUGUGUCAUUCCUCAAAAAGAAGCUCUAGUUCUCUACUUGUACGGAGCACCUCAGGAUGUCAAGGCCCAGUCCACGAUUCCUCUGCUCGGCUACCAGGUGGAGGACAGCCUGAGAGCCACCGACCCUCCUGCGAGCUUCAGACUAACUCAGUCUAAAUCAGUCCACAGCUUUGCAGCAGAGAGCGAGGAUCUGAAACAGCGCUGGCUCAAAGUGAUCCGUAUGGCAGUGACAGGAGAGGUACCAGAAUCGCCUGAAGAAAGCCAUUCUACGGAAAUCACCCAAGAGCCGAGCUCUAAUGGUGUCUGAGCAAACCGAGCAAACUCUUGUAGAAGAUUUUAGUACUGACGUGUCAGGG
Messenger RNA from Carassius carassius (crucian carp), 2915 nucleotides. Its product is annotated as FYVE, RhoGEF and PH domain-containing protein 4-like. The record is from RefSeq and is a predicted model, not a curated record. Lineage: Eukaryota; Metazoa; Chordata; Actinopteri; Cypriniformes; Cyprinidae. The transcript has 18 exons. Gene Ontology annotation, cellular component: cytoplasm. Gene Ontology annotation, biological process: cytoskeleton organization; filopodium assembly. The coding region runs from base 254 to 2866 and encodes 870 amino acids. Gene Ontology annotation, molecular function: guanyl-nucleotide exchange factor activity; metal ion binding.